This is a messenger RNA of Xenopus laevis (African clawed frog), 2196 nucleotides long. It is a transcript of the gene cdc42ep3.S, whose product is annotated as CDC42 effector protein 3 S homeolog. Gene Ontology annotation, biological process: positive regulation of pseudopodium assembly; positive regulation of actin filament polymerization; regulation of cell shape. Bases 614 to 1384 code for a protein of 256 amino acids. Gene Ontology annotation, cellular component: endomembrane system; cytoplasm; cytoskeleton. The record is from RefSeq and is a predicted model, not a curated record. The transcript is spliced from 2 exons. Gene Ontology annotation, molecular function: small GTPase binding. NCBI's taxonomy places the organism in Eukaryota, Metazoa, Chordata, Amphibia, Anura, Pipidae.
AACAAGCCCCGCCCCCACCCUUGAGCCGAACCACUAGCUAAAGCGGGGAGCCCAGCGCCGGGAGAGCUUCAGUAUCUGCCUUUCCACUGCAGCAGCGGCCGAUUCAUUCACCUCAUUCACUUUUCUUCCUUCCAGUCCGACUGGCCUGUGCCUUAUAACAGCCCCCAUAGGGCCGAAUACAGAGUGAAUGGGAAGAGCCUUCUUUCUUUCCUUCCAGACCAAGGAAGCAUCCAUUAGCCGGCUCGGGGGGUGACUGAAGGACAAGCACAGGUGUCUGGUGCGAGCUGUUACCGUCGGUGUCUUUAUUCGCUUCUAAACAGAGGAAAGGUGCCGGGUAACUGGGAGAUCCGAACCCACAUUGUACUGGGACAGUCAGAGAAGCGGAUCCCUGGCACAGAGCGGUUCUCGGAAAGGACUGAAACUUUAUGGAUCUGCUGACUUCAGAAGAAGUCGGCACUUGCCACUAACUGAGUUUUGGCCAAAGUAUUGAGAAGACUUUUACUUGGAGACUUUAUUAGAGAACCAGAGGCUGGAAUCGUAAAGUGAAUAAUGUAAUCUAACAGAGAUUUGAAGUUGAUUUUAUUUGACAUCUGUGCAUUUCAUUCCUUUCAAGAUGCCAGCGAAGACACCCAUUUAUCUAAAAACUGGCAGUAGCAAAAAGGGUAAAAAAUUCAAACUAAGGGAUAUAUUGUCCCCUGACUUGAUCAGUCCCCCUCUAGGGGAUUUCCGUCACACUAUACACAUCGGGAAAGGUGGGCAACAUGAUGUGUUUGGUGACAUUUCUUUCCUCCAAGGAAAUUUUGAGUUGUUGCCUGGCAACCAAGGGAAACCCAGAAAUGGACAUUAUAAUGGACGUGGUGAAUUUUUCAGGGCAAACAGCACCUGUGAAUCUGUGUUUUCAGAAACUUCCUCGCCUGUACUUAAAAAUGCAAUUUCUCUCCCCACAAUCGGAGGAUCGCAGGCCUUAGUUCUGCCUUUAUUAUCCACAGUGACUUUUAACUCUAAAAGGGACUCCUUUAGCCCUUCCAGGUUACCCCGGCUGAGCUGUGAGCCUGUGCUAGAGGAAAAACUAUUGGAGCAGAGCCAACCCUAUGAAAAUGGACACCCAUUUGAUAAUGAUCAUGCGUGGAAAGUAAGCAGCUCAGCUUCAUGCUCUACAAAUGGAAGGUCAAGCCAUUCUUCCAGCCUCUCAGAACCAUAUAAUGACUGGCGGGCUAGUGACUUUUUUGAAGAUAGCCAUAUUGCAUGUGAAAUAGAGAGUCCAGACAUGAAACUAGAAGAGCCUCUUUCUGACCUGGCGAGUUCACUCCUCAACCUCCAGCUUGACCUUGGCCCAUCUCUGUUGGAUGAGGUCCUUCAUGUCAUGGACAAAGGCAAUGCUUAGACAAGGCUUAGGCCUUGCAAACCUUACGAACAUGGUACUUAUAUAUGUCUGUUAACCAUACAUUUAAAUAAUUCUAAUAUUUUAUUGUUUACAAUAUCUGCACCGCCAUAUUUCUUUCAUCAACAGUAGAAAUACUGAAGUAUAUAUAAGAUUUUCUUUUCAACCUUGGUAUUUGUGAGACACUUUCAGAUACUUGUCAACUCUUCCAACAGGUAUAUAGUUUUUUUUUUAUGUGUGCAAAGAACGCUGGAGAAGAAAUGUAUAGUAAUAUAUUCUUUGUUUGCAAGAAGGGAAUAAAAUGUAAACAUAUAAAUAUACCGUAUAUUAAGGAGUACCAUGGCCUCAUUGUUCAUUGUUGAAUUUCCACACUAAGUAUCAUGACUUAUACAUGUGCCAUAUCAUCCGCUUCUGCUGCAUGCAUCAGAAAGUCUUCAUCAGGACCAGGGAUCACCAGGCUGCCACCUUAUAGCUCCUAGAAGUUACAUUUGCCUGGAGCCCCCUGGUCCCAUCAUAUAUAUAUAUUUUAGCCAGCACAUUACUAAAUUAUUUCCGUUUAAAUAUCCUUUAUGUGCCUUUGUAUUUUUACAACAAAGUUUGUACUUUAUAAAUAUUCCAUCACCAUUUUUUUUAUCGCUUACACAUUUUUCAUCGCAGGUUCAAUGUAUAUUUUUGUGACAGUUUGAGAAAAUAUGUAUUAUACUUUUUUUUUUUUUUUCUUAUCUAUGUUCUUCAAAUGUAUGAGGCAAUAUAUGUUUCAUAUGUAAGCAAAGCACUGGUUUCUCAUAUUGUUAAAUAAAAUGAUUAAUGCCAAA